AGGAAAGAUUUAACAUUGGAAGAAAAAGUUCAAGUGGUUCGUGCCCUCGAGGAGCCUGGUGUGAAGAUGAUCCAUCUCGCAAAGCGGUACGGUGUCUCUGCAUCAGCCAUCAGCCGUAUAGCCAAAAAUCGGGUGGAUAUUCUAGCCAGAAAGGCGAGUGGUUUGUCCAACGGCCAGCGGAAAAGAGACAGAGGCAGCAAGGAGCCAGAAGUGGAGAAAGUUCUCUGUGAAUGGUUUAAAGUUCAACAUGAAAUGGGUAUACACAUCUCAGGGUCUAUGAUACGGGAAAAGGCCAGGGACAUCGCAAGGGUUAUGGGAAAAGAUUUCUGGCCCUCGGAGAGUUGGGUGUUUCGU
Molecule: messenger RNA, 354 nt
Organism: Lymnaea stagnalis (great pond snail)
Lineage: Eukaryota; Metazoa; Mollusca; Gastropoda; Lymnaeidae
Source: the annotation of a GenBank genome assembly